Molecule: messenger RNA, 6630 nt
Organism: Bemisia tabaci
Lineage: Eukaryota; Metazoa; Arthropoda; Insecta; Hemiptera; Aleyrodidae
Product: follistatin-related protein 5
Biological process (GO): homophilic cell-cell adhesion
Cellular component (GO): plasma membrane
Molecular function (GO): protein binding
Source: RefSeq, a predicted model, not a curated record
GCAAGCCGAGCCCGUCCUAUCGUAGGUUCCCGAUCGAAGUUUUCAUUCGGUGUGUUCCCAUUUCGCGAUUUUUAAAGUGCUCCUGUGCGUCCGAAUUCGCGACGCUUCGUUGUUGAUCAGUCUUGCGAGGAGGAGAGGACAGCUCCGUUCUCAAGGAACGAAUUCAGAUGACUGUGUUUAGGCUGCUUGUUCUCCUGUUCUACGUCCUGACAGCAUUGGAAGCAAAGCAGCGAUCGCGGCAUCACAGAGACUCGUUUGAGACCUCUACAAGUGCUCCCGUGACGUCAUCAUUCCUAGAGGAUUACGACGAUGACAUCACUGCCCUCACAGAUCGAAAUCCGUGCUUGGUGCACUACUGCGGGAAGGGGCGCGUGUGCCGGGUGGUGGGCGGGCGCGCGGAAUGCGAGUGCGUGCGUCGCUGCGUCAAGCGGCAGAAGCCGGUCUGCGGCUCCGACGGGAAGCUCUACGACAACCACUGCGAGCUCCAUCGCAUCGCUUGCCAGACCAACAGCAUCGUCGCCGUUGACCACACCUUCGCUUGCCUCAAUCCAGAUAAGGAGACUCGAGCAUCGACGUCUGCGCCAGUUGGGCGGAAGAUCGUCCGAGUGUUGCACUCGAUCAACACAACGUCGCUGACGGCGGGAGGUGGAGGAGGGGGGCCGCCGCCCCCCGUUCCCCUUCCGCGUGCCCUUAAGCUCGUAGCCGCCGCCGCUGCCGCCAACGAGGUCCCCGAUGACGCCAGCCUCUUCAGGAAGGAGCUCUGCACGGCCAAAGAGUACGAGAACAUGAUGGAGAAUCUGUUGCUGCACAUGCGGAAGAAGUUGGUGACGUUAGAUGCCUGGAGUGCUGGUAGAGAGUACUUCGUCAACGCCUUGUUCAAGCAUUGUGAUUUAAAUAGUGAUUCUCGCCUUGUAGAAGAGGAGUUGAAUCAGGUGUUCGAGAAGGAGCAUCUAGAACAGCUGUCCAAGCAGUGUGCUUUGAGUGACUUACUGGUGUUCAACGACGAGAACAAAGAUGGCGAGCUCUCGCUCAACGAGUUCUACGCAGCGUUCAGUAAGUUGUACAGCGUGUCGGUGGUGAGCCUGGACAAGGCGCUGGAGACGAACCACCUGGAGGCCCGGGUGGGCGACAACGUGGAGAUCAAGUGCGACGUGACGGGGAGCCCGCAGCCGCCAAUCGUGUGGCGCCGCUACGACGCCGACCUGGCCUCCCUCGGCGAGGAGGACGUCCGCGUCUUCGCCGACGGCUCUCUCUACCUCACCCGCAUCCAGCUCGUCCACGCUGGCAACUACACCUGCCACGCCCAGACCAACGACCAGCUCACCCAGACCCACGUCCUCACCGUCCAUACCGUACCUCAAGUUAAAGUGACACCAAAAAUUCAAUCCCGUCGCCCAGGAGAGGUAGCCUCAAUGCUCUGUCAUGUUGUCGGAGAACCAUUUCCCAAGGUUGACUGGCUGAAGAAUAAGGAGCCGCUGCGGCUGGACUCGCCGCGCAAGUACGAGGUGGUCGGCAACGGGACCGAGCUCCGAAUCCGGAACACGGAGUACGCCGACACGGGCGCCUUCAUGUGCCAAGCCUCCAACAUCGGCGGUGUCACCCGCGACAUCUCCUCGCUCAUCAUUCAAGAACAGCCCACUCCGACGGCCCCGAAUGAGGAACGGCGAUUUUUCACCUUCCACGAUUGGGGAGUGUCUGUCUAUGAACCAUCUGCCUGUCGCCUUUACCACCAAAUCCAGUCAACGGAUAUAAUACCUGGGACACAGGAGUAUGUCUGUGGCGACAAAGGUGUUAACUGUAGUUGGGGUCAAGCAAUCAAUGUCGCAAACCGGUAUAUUUACGUCACCCAGCCGACAAAGGAUAGAGUUCUUGUAAUAAGCAAGAUUCAAAUGGUCGUUGUUGAUGUGGUAGCCACAGACAGUUAUCCUGUGGCAUUGCACUAUGUGCCACAUCUGGACCAAGUGUGGGUGUUAAAUUGGAGGGACACAAGCCAAAGCGGCGCAGGGACGGUGCAAGUGAUCAGGGGUGCAGCUCAGAAACGCAAGCACCACACCGUCCAUCCAGAGCCAAUAGAUGGUCACUUUGAUCUUGUCAAUGACCUCUUUAUGCCACCUGUUCAGGACAUGAACCAUAUGCUGAAAUAUGGAUAUGUUAGCCAUACAAAUCAACGAGGGCUAUACAAAUUGGAUCUAGGAAAUAUGCGGUAUGUUCGCAGUGUAGACUUGUCACCAUACAACUGUGUUCCUCAAACAAUGCAGUUUUCAGCUCUAUACGGGUUUGUCAUAAUUGAGUGCGUAGAGCCAUUAACGAAAGAAGAGACAGGCCAACUAUUACUGGACUACUUGACGGACACCGUGAUAAGUGUAAAGCCAGAACUAAUUGGCACUCCCACACUCUCGCCCAAUAGCCGGAUAUUGGUGACGUUAUCCAGGAAAGCUGAUGGAGUCACUCUAAUCAUUCAACAAGUGACCGAGGGAGGUCUGAAAUUUUUGUUUGAUGUGAAAACAACAUUAAACAUUAGUGACUUGACAUUCUAUCCUUCUCAAACUACCCAUGGAUAUGAUCUUUAUGCCAGCGCCAUUGACAAGGAGGACAUCCUCUUCUUGAAUUUGGUCACAGGUAAGGUAGAGAUGAUCACCGGCGUGGGGCGAGCGAUGAAACCCGCGUUGGCGCAAUGGGGGAACCCGAAUCGGCCGAUCGCAGCAUCCGGGAUCUUCGGGCACUACAUGGUGACGCCUGCCGAUGAGGCGCUUUUUGUGAUUAAUGGUGAGACUCGCACGGUCAACUGUGAGAUCGGUGGUCUUGUCCACCCGCGAUCCGUUGUCUGGGUCACCAUGCAGCUCCAGUAAGACACCACUUUUGCCUCUCUUGACCGUCUCAAGGGUGGGAAUUUCUGAGCCCCGAAGCUCUAGACAGGUUAUCUACGGAUUCACUGAUUGAACGACUACGCCGAGAGGAAAUUUCGGUCUUAUGAAACGCAGGAAGGUAUCGUAUAUCCAUUAUACUAAUUGUGUCCAUGUAUACAUUAACCGGCUCUUGUUGCCGCACUUCGAUUCAUGUAACCGAACACUCAAACCAGAGUGAAAUGUUAAAAUAGUUCUGCAGCAUGAACCGAGCUGUGGAGGACUUCGGUUGCAUGAGCCGAGGAAUCUUUCAUCAAAAUCGAAAUUACAGAUUCAUGGACCAUGUAGCACGGCCGAGUUACAACACCACUUUACGAUGCAUACGGCCGAAAUUUCCUUCUCAAUGCAGCAGUGAAGUACGUCUGAUCUUGAAAAUUUGACGACGGUCUUUCUCUUGCGGGACAAGGUAUGAAGUCCUCGAGAUUGUAAGGUGAGGAACAAUUGGUAUUUUUAUUUUCCAGACAUUUGGUUGUAGAUAACCUCAAGAAAACAAGCCUGAUAGAUAAAAAAAGGUCACUCGCAUGAUGAUAUACAUGUAUCUCGGUUAAGUUAAAAAAUCAUCCCAUUUCAAAAUUUUUUUUGAAAAAAUGAACAUCAUUGAAUUUGAAUAAGGGAGACCUAGUAGUUUAUUCUUUCAAAUGUAGCUUUCAAUUUAAGAUUUAUUAAUGGCAAUGACUAUCAUAGUUAAGAUCAUUAUCUUGACAUUUACAUUAUCACGAAAAUAUAAGCUCGUUGCACAUUUUUCAAGUCUGUAAAUUCUGUAAACUCUCUGCAUAGCAAAAUGUGAACGGGUCUACCUUUUUUUCCGAAAUGGAGAGGUUUUUAUUGUUGAGAAAAUAUUCCACAAACCUUGAGCCUUAUCCUGACCUGCCAUUAAUGUUUGCAUUCUUGUCAUUCACAUGACGAUUUUGUUUUGUUUUGAUACUUUGUUCAGGCGUGAACAUAAAAGAAAAUUAUUACGUCCUAGCGUCGGACCCAUUCUACAGCAACCUAUACCUUUGCUAUUUAGGUUGUCUUCUCAUACAUUUUGAGCGGAAGUACUUACCUACGACGUUCAAGAAAUAACUAACCUCCCAACCUCAGAGAAAUUUUUCCUGGGACACGUUAUAUUACAGAGAGAGUUCACUGGUUGGCAUUUUUGCCUUCAAAAAAUUUAAUCUCCUACCAUGGAAGGUUAAUUGUCUGAUAAAUUUGUUUAUCACACAAAAUAUCUGUAGAUGCAAGUUCAUACUUUUUCGCGAGAAUUUAAUCUUUUUUAAGCAUCUUCAGUGAACAGCUGCUUUUUUUCAAAACUCCCGCCAUUCUUUUGAACAUCACGCAAAAUUGAACGUUAGAAUUUAUUCAAUCGACGUAUCCUAUCCUAAUUUUAAAAGUCCAAAAAUUUUUUAUAGCUAAUUUUUUUAACUAAAUUACUUAGGAAACUUAAGGAGGUCUCUAAAAGUAGUUUUUACAGCUCAGACAACUUUAAAUUCAUUGUGUUAAGUCAUCGUGUGUCUGUUACUAAGCUGUUGUAAUUUUAACUAGCAUGUAAUCAUACAGCUUUUCUUCAUUAUUCUUUUAAUGGAAAGCUCCCUAAGGUUAUUAAUAAAAUGUCAAAGAAAAAUCUAUUGCUCACCAACAUAUCAUUCGCAUCUUCAUAUGCCAAAUAUUUGUCCAAAAACUUGGAAUCGCUCUCACAUUUAUGGUGAAAUAUAUCAUGUAAAGGCAACAGGUGACUCAUCAUAAACAAACGUGUUCAACUUCAAUGUAUCAAAAAAUUAGCCGGGAAUGUACUCUCUUUUCUGAGAAGAAUAUACGUAUCACGGAGUAUCUUGUAUAUAAGCAUGUAGGGAAUGUUUUGCUCGGCAUUUUCUUUUAACGUCGAAAACUUAAUGAAAUUAAUGAAUAGUUCAAAUACCUCAUAUCUUCAUUUGAUUUUCUCUAAGAAUUUCGUUUUUUUACACAAGAAUCCUUUAACUGGAUUGAUUUCUGGUGCGUUUCCUUGACACUCUGGUGAUCAUUGUGCAAGCUCUCAGGUAUGACUGGGUUAUCAAAAACAUGCAUAUCUUAACAGUGAUGCUUCAGAAAAACAUGUGUUCAGCCGUUUAAAAGGAAUCAAAAUAAAAUGCACCAUCUACAUUUUCGAAGAAUACGUUUAAUGUUAAGUCCAGAAGAAUCUUUAGGUUCUCCACAAGACACUAACCAAAGAAGAUUAAACAAUCUGGAACAUCCCAAAUUGAGAUUUGUACCUACGUAUCCCGUCAUCGAAACUAUGAGCUCUGAGGCUGAUGAGGCGGAUUACAGCAGUUUUUAAUCAGCGUGCUUUUCAUCUAGUCAUUUUCUAGUCAUUUGUAGUAUUUUUCUGUGAGACACAUUGUAAACUUAGCUAGUCUAAUUCCCUCUUACAUAAUUUUGAUAGUAUGUUUUUUUUUCAAUUUCACUACGAAAGUUUUAUUUAAUUUUGUUUUAAUUUUUUUUUUAGAGUUUAGUCAAGAUUAAGCCAAUUUUUCAUUGCCCUUAAAUCUUCGUCGAUAAUAAAUGGAAUAGUUUUAAUUCUUUAAUUUUAAUCAUAUAGUGAUAGUCCAGAGCGGAAUGAUCAAAUAACUAGGGGAAGUAUUACUUUUGUACCUAUGCUUAUCCCAAUGUAGCAGAAAUUCAGAAUUCCGUGUGGUUAAUGGACUAUUUACUGAUUAUUUAUAAACCUAACACAUAAAAUUUUAUUUCAUGGUCAAAUUUCUGAAUAUUAAGUAGCAAAUCUAUUGCGGUUCCUUCUCAGCAAAUGUCUACGUUUGAAAACUAUGCUGCAUGGGUUGUGAUGUUUUUGGCUUCUUUUUUUUUAGUUUUAUCUCGCAUCUUUUUGAAGGCUAUGAAUGAAGAAAGUUUCUUGUUUCAUUUUUUUUAAUUGCAUUGUGCUAGGGAAUGUACUAACCGUUUGAGGAUGUAUAGGAUAAUUUCAUUCAUAAAUAGAGAAUUACGAUGCAGAUACUAAGCCCUCAAACUUUAGGUAUAUCUAUCAGGUAAGUUGAAAGUUACAGAUGUAGGCAAUCCUCAACUGGGUUAAUUACUAGCGCAUUUUUUCAAUCAAAGAAGGUAGACUGAUUUGGACAGUUUCCAGCCUUCCAGGCAAAACUAGCAAAAUUUCUCGCAUUGAAUAGCUCGAGCUAAAGAAGCACUCGUCUCCUGAACACAACGUGAAUACAACAUGAAAUAAUUAUUUGGGUGGAUAUCUCUUAUUUUCUUUUUUUUUCGAACCGCUUUUUUUUAAGUGCCAAGCUUAAAGUUGAAUCAAAGAAAUUGCUGUAAGCUUAAAAUAUUCCGUUAUCAUACAAGAUUUUAAUUAGUUCAGUGUACAAAUAAAGGUUUUAACUUUUCGCUAAUACAAUGUUCAACAAGUCUUCUUUCUCUGUUCCAAAUGAGUUAUAUCGACUGUUACAAGUCAAAUCAAAUCAAAUUCUUUCUCAAGUAAUGAUUAUCAUGUAGCGAAUAUACAUCAGUUUGUUUCCAAUUUAAAGUAAUUUUGUAAUGAUACAGUGUUAUAUUUUUGUACAAAUUUGUAUUAUUGCUGAGAUCUGUCCUGUACAUUGGCUAUUUAUUUUAUAACAAUGUGUAUGUAUUUUUAAAAAGUGUUUUUCACUGCAGCCGCCAGUAGCUUGGCGGCAGCCACCUUCAAACUGAUUUUGAUGUUCCAUUGUAAUUGUAAUUGUUUUUAUCUUUGAAAUUAAACCAUGCGUUUAUGUUUUAACAUUAA